Molecule: messenger RNA, 1638 nt
Organism: Acanthosepion pharaonis
Lineage: Eukaryota; Metazoa; Mollusca; Cephalopoda; Sepiida; Sepiidae
Source: the annotation of a GenBank genome assembly
AUGACUGGUGUCGUCUUGGAAACUUUAAGUUGGAGAAAAUUAUCUGUUUUAGGUACUUGUUUACUCAUUGCGUUGGUGGUGUUUUUUCUCAUCGGUGGUUUAAUUGCACCAGCUCCUUCGCACGUUUUAUCAAUUUUGGGAACAAAAUGCAUUGAUCGGGGUCGUCAUGCUCACAAAAAACAGUGGUUCAUUCCUAGAGGUGGUCCUGAGAGCUGUCAAUCUUUAUCAAGCUUUGAUGAUCCAAAAGUUGCAUUGGAACAAAUUUCUCCUAAUCAAAUCGUAUUCUCCUUUUGGAUUCCUGGCCCUAAAGGUGGAAAGCAACUUGACAUGUCACGGUGGUUCCAAAAUGUUAUAGCAGUGCUGCAACUUGAAAUUGCUUAUGAUGAGAAUCAUCCAAUGUCUGAUGAUCCUACACUUGAAAUGGAAGUUAAAUUAGGUUAUAGAGAUAUGGAAGAUGGUCCUAGUGAUUGGAAGUUGUUGGCCGAAUCUGUUGUUAGCCGGAAACUUGGUUGUACUAUUGAAGAGGAACAGAAAAAGCCUCAAAAUCACUACAAGUGCAAUAUAUUGCCUUUUUUUGAAUUGGGAAGUUGUCAUUAUGAUUAUUAUCUUGUGAAUAUCCGCAUCCCUGUUCAUGAGCACAAGAGUACAAAUUUGGGCAUUGGAAAACUGCAAGAUAUUUGGCUGUUUGCAAUUAGCCAAACUGGAGGUUUUACAAAGGUUUGGUUAUCAUUGAAAACUGUUAUGUUCUUGCUUCUCCUUCCUUGCUUAGUCUGGUUCUGGCAUAGAAUUAUGUUACUUGAACGAGGACCCAAUUUGCUUGAGAGAACUUUGUUCUCCCUGGGGAUUGCUUUGUCAACAUUGAAUUUGCCAUUAGAAUGGUUGACAUUAUGGCUCAACAUGCCAUUUAUGCUACUUUUAAGUGAUAUACGCCAAGGAGUUUUUUAUGCUGUUUUGCUCUCAUUUUGGUUAAUCUUUGUUGGUGAACACAUGAUUGAUCAAGUGGACAGAAACAGGGUCUCUACAUACUGGAAGCAUCUUGCUGCAGUUGGCUUUGGGUGCCUAAUGCUGUUUGUAUUUGAAAUGUGUGAAAGGGGAGUGCAAUUGAAAAACCCCUUUUUUAGCAUAUGGGCAACAAAAAUUGGAACUAACCUGGCUCUUGGUUCUGUCAUCCUUGCUGGCAUUGCCGCUUGCCUUUAUUUCAUUUUCUUGUGUUAUAUGAUUUUUAAAGUUUUCAGAACAAUAAGUGUUAAGAAAACUGUUUUGCCUCAUAUGAGUACUUCCCGGAGAAAAUAUUAUCAGGGCCUCAUUUAUAGAUUCAAAUUUUUAAUGUUGGCUACUCUAGUAUGUGCUGCAUUGACGGUGAUAUUUUUUAUCAUCAGUCAAGUAAGUGAAGGUCAAUGGAAAUGGGGAGAAGAAUCUCAAGCUUUGGAAUAUACUAGUGCCUUCUUUACUGGAGUUUAUGGAAUGUGGAAUGUCUAUGUAUUUGGCUUGCUCUGCCUGUAUGCACCAUCUCAUAAAACAAAACAAAUUAUCGAUGAUAUGACUGAUAACAGUCUAGAAGAAGAGGUUCAACUGACUCAGAUUCCUUCAGAUUCAUCUCAGCUUUCCUCUUUUCUCAAGAAAGUGGCUCAUGAUUAA